Messenger RNA from Linum tenue, 890 nucleotides. Lineage: Eukaryota; Viridiplantae; Streptophyta; Magnoliopsida; Malpighiales; Linaceae. The record is from the annotation of a GenBank genome assembly.
CGAAAAUCGAAGAAACUCUCGCCGGGCACUCCUAAAGUUGAUCGUACCUGGCCGCUCUCCGAUUCUCUUCGGCUAGCAGCUUUGUUUGGAGGAACUCUGUUUUGGCUGGACCGUUAUUUGAAGAGUAGCAAACAUGGAGACGCUAGUGGCUAAUUCUCAUUUUGAGGCUCCUACAUUUCAACCAGACCCUCCUUUUGAUUCCGAUGACGAGCUGUGGGAUCCACAUGCGUGGGAACCCAGUGCCUUUGGACUUCGACCCAAUCUUCCUUUCACUCUCGAUGAACUGUUGCAUCAUCUCGAGACUCUUGGAAUCGAAAUCGAGCUUCCUUUUGACCUCGACAAGCUCGAGGCCCAAGGACUGCUGCCCAGGAAGAUCCCUUCUGACCCUGAUGCUGCGUCAGAUGUCGUGUUGUAUGCCAAUCCCGUCACAGCCGACCGUAAGGGUGAUGAGCAUGCCUUACUCUGCCCACCGGGCCUUUUUGAGGGGAUCCCGCACGUGUUUGAUGGUUUAGCUGUGUAUGAUGGUGGUGAUCUGUCUGAUGAUGAAGAAGCUGAUGAAGUAGAAGAUGGGGAUGAUGCUGUAGAAUAUUGGGGUGCUUUGGAUACUGAUGAAGAAGAAGAAGGUGGGGAUGAUUUGGAUCAUGUGGUAAACGGUAGUGGUGUAUGGUUGAGGCGUAGUUGGACCACCCUAGCUAGCUUGUUUCGAUGUUUGCCGCAUUGAAGUCUCUUUAAGCGUUUCUUUAGGUGAUCGAACAUGUUCAUAACUUGUUAAACACCUUGUUAAACAUGGUUUGCUCUGUUCAACUUUCCCUCCCUGAUUUGUUAACUUGCCACCGUGUACCUUGCAACUGUUUCUUUCAUGCAUAUGCUAGAAGAAGGCUAUACUUGAU